CUCGGGUCAUACCAAUGAAAAUGGCCGAAGCAGGUUUUGUGCAAGGGUUUUAGGCUUUUAGCUGUUGAAGGUCGAGAUUGGAAGUGGAACUUUUACAGUUGCCGGAGAAGAAACAGUAUAGUGAAAAUGGGGAGGAGAAUAUUGAAUGACGCAUUGAGGACAAUCGUGAAUGCAGAAAAGAGAGGCUUUGCUUCUGCUGAGCUCAAACCCGUCUCUAAUGUUAUUUCUAAUUUCCUCCAAAUCAUGAAAUAUCGAGGUUAUAUUAAGGACUUUCAAGUACAUGAUCCUCACAGAGUUGGUAAGAUAACUGUUCAACUGCUUGGAAGGGUCAAUGAUUGUCGAGCUCUCACUUAUAGGCAGGAUAUCAAGGCUGCAAGCAUUGAGCAAUAUAAAACACGCGCGCUACCAACUCGUCAGUGGGGAUAUGUUGUAAUUACAACACCAAAUGGAGUUUUGGAUCACGAAGAAGCUCAGCGGCAGAAUGUGGGUGGACAAGUUAUUGGCUACUUCUAUUGAACACGUUAAAACAUGGCUCAAAGUUGGCAAGAGUAAUGUAGCAGCUUUCCUUUCCCGACGCCCUAGAUGAAAAGUGAAUUUUCCUUUCUAUUGCCAAUAGGGAAUAAUAAAACAUUAGAAUUCCUGUUAAAUUUGUUUCUUUGAAUCGUAGUAAACAUUAGAAUUCCUCUAUUUAGCUAUACUUAUGAGCUUUCGAUGUCAUUUGGGUGUAGCGUGUUGGAUUUUUAUCUGUAUAAGAGAGCUGGCGUGAUUUUCCAUGUCUCA
This is a messenger RNA of Nicotiana tabacum (common tobacco), 780 nucleotides long. Its product is annotated as small ribosomal subunit protein uS8mz. Gene Ontology annotation, biological process: translation. Gene Ontology annotation, cellular component: ribosome. The record is from RefSeq and is a predicted model, not a curated record. Gene Ontology annotation, molecular function: structural constituent of ribosome. Lineage: Eukaryota; Viridiplantae; Streptophyta; Magnoliopsida; Solanales; Solanaceae.